Molecule: messenger RNA, 2565 nt
Organism: Penicillium brevicompactum
Lineage: Eukaryota; Fungi; Ascomycota; Eurotiomycetes; Eurotiales; Aspergillaceae
Product: putative telomere silencing protein Zds1
Exons: 4
Coding region: 1-2565 (854 amino acids)
Biological process (GO): positive regulation of G2/M transition of mitotic cell cycle; establishment of cell polarity
Cellular component (GO): cell septum; cytoplasm
Source: RefSeq, a predicted model, not a curated record
AUGCAGACCUCAACGGGUGCCCAUGAGGCCGGACACGCGACGCGGCGAGGGCAUGCCACCCACUUGUCGAUUAGCGAUCCGAACCAUCAUGUGACGGAAGUGAUUGGGCGUAUGUACGACGACGACUACUACGAUGAUAAUGAUCCGAGACGCCUGAGCUAUAUAUCCUCCCCAGUCGGCGGCGAGUCAAUAACCACCAUCCCGCGGACGGCCGCAGGCGCCGAGUCUCUUUCCCCAUCCUCACCACUGCAGAGCUCGUUCUCGAACAGGCAACCGCCAACUGGAAAUGGACAACAGCGACCACCGCUUGUCGGAAACCACUCGUUCGAGAAGGGUGCUGAUUCCGGAACCCCCGAUGGCACGCGGCCGCCCUCCGAGACCGCAACCUCCUCCUUCCCUCUAAACGAUAUCGACUAUGAGUCGAAUCCCGCGGCUGUUGCUCAGGAAUUGAACAAUCUCGCUGCAAUUCGACGCAUGUCUAUGGAUGUUUUUCCCCGCCCCCCAAGUCCCUCGGCUGACGAGGACGAUGCUUCCCGUUUAUUCUGGGUGCCCGCGCGAUUACACCCCGAGCUUGCCCCCAAAGAAUUCAAAUCGUUCCUCGAUACCAAAGCGGAUCACAUAAAGCGCAGGUCCGGUGACUAUUCUGCGGAGCGCAAAGGGUCGGCAGGGGGUCUCCAGCGCAAGAAGUCUAUGUUAUCGAGGCAAAUCGACAAUUCCUCGGGUUACACGGAUGGCGCGGAUCGGCUUGAACGCCAGCGCUCGCAAUCAAGCAAACGGGAUGGCAUGCUUAGUCCUAACCUACAACAAUUGGAAACCUUGGUGGACGACUCGAAUCCGGUGGACAAGGACGCGCUUCUGCGGGGCAUGCAGAACGCCAGCAUCAAGGAUGAGGACAGACCGAUUUUACCGCCAGCGCCCCCGGGAAACAGCCUUCGCCGGUCCACUCGAACACAAUACAUCAAAGCCGGCAGUGUGAAAAAAGGAGAAAAAUUACCCUACUCAAAACGUGUUGGGCGGGGGGCCUCUGAAUCCGCAGGGAGUGACACAGGUUCCAAGACUCUUCCACAACAUGAAGAUCAGACCAUUCCGGGAUCGACGCGUGUGUCAACUGAUCAUGCAACCAAAGCUGCGGCGCGAACCUCGUCUGCAUCAUCUCGCAGUGGGGCUUAUUCCCCCGCACUUUCUGCAAGUUCGACAUUUGAAUCGAUUGCCGAUCAACCCGAGGCGGAGCAAGAAGAGUCUUCUACGACCGGGGGACAUGGAGAUGAUACCGCGGACCGACCAGAGUCUACAGACUCAGACACAUCACGGCAAUGGCAAUCUCGCAUCAGUUCACAUGGACGCUCCACCGUCAACACUGCGCCCGCGGAACAGAAGAUUCCCGCAAUCAUCGAAACACCACCCGCUCCUGAAUCAAACCGCACACCCAGCGCGCCUUCGCAGAGUAGCCGUUCCUCGGAUCGCGCAGUUACAUCGGCACCAGUCCACAAGGCUACACAUGAAACAUCACAAAAACGGACGAAGAACUCUCGGCAGGCUCAUGAACCUGCGUCCUCGCUCGAAGACUUGUCCAAUAACCCUCAGAUGGUACCCGGCAAUAGUACUCGCACUGACAGUCUUUCAUUCAUACCCACUCUUCCCGAGACAAAAACCGAAGAACGAAAACCAGAAACCAAGAAAUCAAAGGACAAGAAAGACUCGGAAGGCAGCCGCAAGUCCAGUUGGCAUUGGUUGCUAGGCAGUGAAGAAAAGGACAAAAAGAAGGAAAAAGACAGUGACUCCAAAAAGAGCAAAUCCAAGGCUACCGACAAGUCCCACGACAGCACGCGAUUGGAUGUGCUCCAGUCUUCUAUUGAGAGCACCCCUCGCGCGCGCGAAAGUCUAGUUUUGGACCGUCUUGAUCCGAAGUUGGAGGAAGAACGCCGCAAGGACAGUGUGCGGCGGACAUCAGGAGACUCGAAGAAAGAGAAAGAUGGCAUCUUCUCUUCCAUCUUUGGCGGUGGCCGGAAAAAGCACAGUAGUGAGGGCCACCACCGCAAACAUUCAUCCCGGAACCUGUCUCCCGAACCCCCAGUGCGGAUCCUUCGCGCUGACCUCGAUUACCCUUGGACUCGCUUCUCUAUCUUGGAGGAGAGGGCUAUUUAUCGCAUGGCACAUAUCAAACUUGCAAAUCCCAAACGAGCCCUGUACUCCCAGGUAUUGCUGAGUAACUUUAUGUACUCAUACCUGGCCAAGGUCCAACAAAUGCACCCGCAAAUGUCGGUCGCCUCAUCUGGAUCUUCCCAGAGAUCAUCUUCGAAGUCCAGAGACCAGCCAGAUGAGUAUACGCAAUACCAGCGAUACCAAGAGACUCAGGACCAACAUUAUGGGGAAAGCGGAUAUGAUGACUCCUCUGCGUACGACUAUGACGACGACCCACACGAUCGCUAUGGUGCCCAGUCAAGAGGCAGCAAGCAGGGUUAUGAAAAUGGCAACGCUUACGGUCCAGGGCACUACCAGUACGGACACUCGUCCUUUGGCGAUGACGUCCAACUAGAUGACGACGACGACGAUGAUAUGUGGUGA